Molecule: messenger RNA, 708 nt
Organism: Hevea brasiliensis (rubber tree)
Lineage: Eukaryota; Viridiplantae; Streptophyta; Magnoliopsida; Malpighiales; Euphorbiaceae
Exons: 2
Source: RefSeq, a predicted model, not a curated record
AAAAGAAAAGUAAUAUCCAGGAAAGUUCUGCUUGAUGAGGGUCCAAGGCAGGUGGUUGAAGUGGAACAAUCAGCUGUAUGGAAAUUUCUUUGGUGGUCUGGGACCAUUUCAGUUCAUGUUUUAGUCGACCAGAACAGAGAAGAUCUUACGAUGAAAUUCAAGCAAGCGAAGACUGGUUUCAUCAAAAAAUUUGAAGGAUGCUGGAGAGCAGAACUUGUGUUCAUUGAUGAAGGUCUCUGCCAUCCAUUGAAACCUAAAACAUGGGCAGACUACUAUUCAUGUCCAGGAGGCAAAGGAAGAAUAGGAUCAAAGCUGAGCUUGGAGCAGUUAAUCCAGCCAGCACUAGUUCCACCACCACCCAUUUCCUGGUAUCUAAUAGGAAUCACCUCUAGGACCACUGAAAUGAUUGUAAAUGAUCUGCUUGCUGAAGCUGCCAGAAUCGGGGGAGAUUUCAGUACUGCAGGGUCCUAAGGAUCUAAAACAUCUCAGGACUUAUACGAUGAACAAGGAAAUGACAAGUCAUCUGAUAUUAAAGAGAGAUGGGCGCAGCAUAGGAGAAAUAUAAAGAAGCAUCACAGAAGAUUGUUGACUGCUGAAUGAUCUAAUUAAUUGUUAGUUUUGUUCUGUAUUCUUUUGUAAUAUUGGAACUGGAUAGCAAUAUUCAUCAAACAUCUAUAUCUAUCUAAAGAUCGUUGUUCUUUUUCACCA